AUGAUGAGCUACGGCGUGGACGCGCUCUUCGCCGGCCCGGGCGGCGGCGCCUUCCGCAAGGAGGCGGCCGGCGGGCGCUACCUGGCGGCGGCGCGCUCGGGCGGCGGCGGCGGCGGCGCCUCCUCGCUGGCGUCCAGCGGCUUCCACUCGCUGGCGUGGUCGCGCGGCUCGGCGGCCGGCUCCCGGCGCCUGGGGGCGGGCGCGCUGAGCCAGCUGGGCUCGAGCGAGAGCCUGGAGUCGUCGCUCAACGGCGCCGGCGGCGGCGGCGACCUGCGCGGGCGCAACGAGAAGGAGGUGCUGCAGGCGCUCAACGACCGCUUCGCCGGCUACAUCGAGAAGGUGCGCCAGCUGGAGGAGCAGAACCGGCAGCUGGAGGCCGAGGCGGCGGCGCUGCGCCAGCAGCAGGCCGGGCGCUCGGCCAUCGGCGAGCUGUACGAGCGCGAGAUCCGCGACAUGCGCGGCGCGCUGGUGCGCCUGGGCGCCGAGCGCGGGCAGCUGCAGCUGGAGCACGAGCGCCUGGAGGAGGACGUGGCGCGCCUGCAGCAGCGCCUGGACGACGAGGCGCGCCAGCGCGACGAGGCCGAGGCGGCGGCGCGCGCGCUGGGCCGCUUCGCCGGCGACGCGCGGCUGGCGCGCGCCGAGCUGGAGAAGAAGCUGCAGGCGCUGGCCGACGAGGGCCUCUUCCUGCGCCGCAGCCACGGCGACGAGGUGGCCGAGCUGCUGCGGCUCGCGCAGGGCGCGGGCGCGGGCCCCGCCGAGCCGCGCGACCCCGCGCUGCGCCCCGACGUCGCCUCGGCGCUGCGGGAGAUCCGCGCGCAGCUGGAGGGCCACGCCGCCAAGAGCGCGCUGCAGUCCGAGGAGUGGUUCCGCGUGAGGCUGGACAAGUUGUCGGAGGCCACCAGGGUGAAUACGGAUGCCAUCCACACUGCCCAGGAAGAGAUUUCCGAAUACCGCCGGCAGCUGCAGUCCAAAACCACAGAGCUGGAAGCUCUCCGGGGGACGAAAGAGUCUUUAGAGAGGCAGCGAGCUGACACUGAGGACCGCCACCACAUCGAGGUCCAGUCUUACCAGGAGACGAUCACGCAGCUGGACAAUGAGCUGAGGAAUACCAAGUGGGAAAUGGCGGCCCAGCUCAGGGAAUACCAAGACCUCCUCAAUGUCAAAAUGGCUCUGGAUAUCGAGAUCGCGGCAUACAGGAAGCUACUGGAAGGCGAGGAGUGCCGCCUGGGAGUGGGGAGUGGGCCCUUUCCCUUCCCGGAGGUCCUCCCGAAGGGUCCCGGCAUUGCUGCCCACAUAAAGGUUAAAAGCGAAGAGAAGAUCAAAGUAGUGGAGAAGUCUGAGAAGGAGACGGUGAUUGUGGAGGAGCAAACUGAGGAAGUCCAAGUGACUGAAGAAGUAACAGAGGAAGAGGGGGGUGAGAAAAAAGAGGAAGAGGAGGAAGAGGGAGAAGAAGGAGAAGGUGAGGCAAAAGAGGGAGAAUCUGAAAGAGGAGACGGGGAAGAAGCAGCAGCAGGAGAAGCAGAAGAAGAAGCAGCAGGAGAAGCAGCAGGAGAAGCAGAAGAAGAAGCAGAAGCUGCAGAGUCUCCAUCAAAAGAAAAGGCGGCUCCAUCUGCAGAGGAAGUGACUUCACCAGAAAAGGAGCCAGCGCCUGCAGAGGCCAAAUCCCCAGCUAAGAUUAAGUCACCAGCAAAGGAUGAAGCCAAAUCCCCAGCUGCCAAGUCUCCACCAAAGGUUGCUUCUCCCACCAAAGAGGGGGCCAAGCCCCCUGUCCAAGUGAAAUUGCCAACCAAGGAAGAGACAAAAGCUCCAGCAGCCAAGUCCCCCGAGAAGGCUGCAUCCCCCACCAAGGAGGAAGCCAAGUCUCCAGAAAAAAUAAAGUCUCCCAUCAAGGAGCCAGUCAAGUCUCCAGAAAAAGCCAAGUCUCCCGUCAAGGAGCCAGUCAAGUCUCCAGAAAAAGCCAAGUCUCCCGUCAAGGAGCCAGUCAAGUCUCCAGAAAAAGCCAAGUCUCCCAUCAAGGAGCCAGCCAAGUCUCCAGAAAAAGCCAAGUCUCCAGAAAAAGCUGCCUCUCCCACAAAAGAGCCAGCCAAGCCCCCCCAGAAGGAGGCAAAAUCACCUGUGAAGGAAGAGAAAGAGGAGAAGGCUCCGGUGAAGCCCAAAGCAGAAGAGAAGAAGGAGAGCAAGAAAGAAAAAGAACCAAAGCAGGAAACCCCAGCCAAGGAAGAGCCGAAACCAGAAGCCAAAGCCGAGGAAAAGAAAGUGAAGGCGGAAGACAAAGAAGAGAAGAAGGCAGCCGCUGUGCCUGAGCCCCCUCAGGAGAAGGAGGCCCCAGCUAAGGUGGAGGAGAAAAAGGAGAAGGAGCCAGCGAAGCCUGCCCCCAAGCCCAAGGAAGAGGCAGAGAAAGAAGUGGAGAAAGCAGCCAAGAAAGAGCCUGAACCAAAAGCUCCAGCUGAGGACGUGAAGGCCAAGACAUCAAGCAAGCCAGAAAAGAAGGAGGAGCCCAAGAAGGAGCAGGAGGAAAAAGCCAAAGACGAAGCAAAAGCCAAAGAAGAACAUAAGAAGGAACCGAGUGCCAAGGAGACUCCCAAGGCCGAGCCGGCAAAAGACGUGGCCAAGGUGGCCACGCCCAAGACGGAGAAAGUGGAGAAGUCCUCCAGCACAGAUCCCAAAGAUAGCAAACCCACAGAGAAAGCAGCUGUGGACGAGAAGGCCAAGAAGAGUGAGAAGUGAAGUGAGGAUGCGGGAGGAGCAUGACGG
Messenger RNA from Varanus komodoensis (Komodo dragon), 2754 nucleotides. RefSeq names its product neurofilament heavy chain (gene NEFH). Gene Ontology annotation, cellular component: axon; neurofilament. Gene Ontology annotation, molecular function: structural constituent of postsynaptic intermediate filament cytoskeleton. The coding region runs from base 1 to 2727 and encodes 908 amino acids. The transcript has 6 exons. NCBI's taxonomy places the organism in Eukaryota, Metazoa, Chordata, Lepidosauria, Squamata, Varanidae. Gene Ontology annotation, biological process: axon development. The record is from RefSeq and is a predicted model, not a curated record.